AUGCUAACCCAUCAUAAGGAAAACUCCCCAUUGCGAUCUAGACCUGUCUCAAGAGCGACCUCUUCAACACGGUUGAAUCAAUUAUCUCAGGAAUCAAGGAUCUCUCCAAACAGUAACUCGAGACCCAGUACACCAUCUGCAUACAUUCCAUCAUCUUUAAACCCUUCAAAAUACAAUUCAAGUCAUCAAGACAGCGCCGACGACAACAUACGAUCGAGUGAAGAGCUUGACGCAUUUAACGCAAUUCCUAUUGUGCAAAAAAUUUCCCAUUUUCGAACAGCUUUAGACACAUUAAGCAAUGGCAUUUCACAUUAUAAGGAGGAUGAGUUUUAUUCCAAUAUCGAGAGAAUAGUUGAAACUAAUUCGAGUCUUGAAAAGGAAGUGCACGAGUUGAGUAAACACAAAGAGCGUAGUCGAGAGAUUGCCAAUCUUUCAGACACCAACAAAAAGCUUGAAAAUAAAUUGAAAGAUAACUUGAGAGCAUUAGUUGGGUUACGCGCCGAGUUGAAGAAAUUGCCUAGUGUUCAUCGAGAACACGCAAAUUUGGAGGGCAUAGAAUCGCCAGUAGAUGUGGAGAGCAUAUUGAACUAUUCCAUGAAACUAGCGAAGUUCACCAAAGCUCCAGCUGCCGUGGGGAAUGUGCCAUUCCAAAUACAUCCUAACAACUAUAUAUGGCCGGCAGAAGAUUCAUUGAGGCGUGGUAUGUUGGCAAUGAGCUCAUUGCAUGCGGAUGAGAUAGUUAAUGCCGAACUACUGGAGGGACAUCACAAGAAAACGGAUGACAUGGAAGAAGAGAUAGUUGAACCUGAAUCCAAUGAGAAAAGUGAAGGCGAUUCGCGUGAGAAAAGGCAACUGAAACCCCAGCAAACUCGAAGAGUAAGUGACGCAGAAGAAGAGCAAGUUGGUCUCGACUUGGACUUGUUUGAUCCUAAUGACGAAUACUCUGACUGA
Lodderomyces theae is the source of this 951-nucleotide messenger RNA. RefSeq names its product Med4p (gene MED4). The record is from RefSeq and is a predicted model, not a curated record. Gene Ontology annotation, cellular component: core mediator complex; mediator complex. The transcript has a single exon. Bases 1 to 951 code for a protein of 316 amino acids. Lineage: Eukaryota; Fungi; Ascomycota; Pichiomycetes; Serinales; Debaryomycetaceae. Gene Ontology annotation, biological process: regulation of transcription by RNA polymerase II. Gene Ontology annotation, molecular function: transcription coregulator activity.